Molecule: messenger RNA, 1338 nt
Organism: Anthostomella pinea
Lineage: Eukaryota; Fungi; Ascomycota; Sordariomycetes; Xylariales; Xylariaceae
Source: the annotation of a GenBank genome assembly
AUGGCUUCUUCCUCUUCGAACGUCGUGGGUGUCCACUACCGAGUCGGCAAGAAGAUCGGCGAAGGGUCAUUCGGUGUCAUUUUCGAAGGCACCAACUUGCUGAACAACCAGCAAGUAGCCAUCAAAUUCGAACCUAGGAAGAGCGAUGCACCACAACUACGAGACGAGUACCGUACAUACAAGAUUCUUGUCGGCUGCCCUGGUAUCCCUAAUGUCUACUACUUCGGCCAGGAGGGUCUUCACAACAUCCUUGUCAUAGAUCUACUCGGACCGUCGUUGGAAGAUCUCUUUGACCACUGCAAUCGAAGAUUCUCUAUCAAGACGGUGGUAAUGGUAGCGAAGCAGAUGCUUUCCCGCGUACAAACCAUUCACGAGAAGAACCUCAUCUACCGGGACAUCAAACCCGACAACUUCCUCAUCGGCCGCCCAGGAACCAAGGCCGCCAAUGUGAUCCAUGUUGUUGACUUUGGCAUGGCUAAGCAGUAUCGAGAUCCCAAAACGAAGCAGCAUAUUCCAUACCGAGAGAGGAAAUCCCUGUCAGGAACAGCUCGUUACAUGAGUAUCAACACCCACCUUGGCCGUGAGCAAUCUCGCCGAGAUGAUCUCGAGGCCCUGGGUCAUGUCUUCAUGUACUUCCUCCGUGGUGGUCUUCCGUGGCAGGGUCUGAAAGCUGCAACGAACAAACAGAAAUACGAGAAGAUUGGCGAGAAGAAGCAGACGACCCCAAUCAAGGAGCUUUGCCUUGGGUUCCCUGACGAAUUCAACAAAUACCUGACCUACGUCAGGAACCUGGGCUUCGAGGACACCCCCGACUACGACUACCUUCGUGAGCUAUUUACACAGGCGCUGAAGAACCAUGGGGAGGUAGAGGACGGCGAGUACGAUUGGAUGAAGAUCAGCAAGGAAUCGGCCAAGGGUUGGGACAAGGGCGGAGCAGCGUAUCACAACCCAAAUGCCAGGCCGAAUGCGUCAAACGUGGAACUACUACACCAAUCCCGUGGCAACAGCAGCAAGCCGAACAACAUCACUCAAGAACGUUUAAACGCCGCGCAGCCCCCACCUCCGUCUCCAGCCAAGGGGAUGGACAAGCGCGUACGGCAAAACGCGCCCGGCGCCUUGACGGCGCAGCGAGGUAGCGCGGUGGGGGGUCUCCGAGAUAUGGCUACUCCAACUGGCUCGACUCAGGCCCAGUUCCAGAACAGCAACCAGAACUUGCCGCCGAGGAUGACGCAGCAGUCGAACAUGAGUCCCCAGGCGGGCUUGACUAAUGGGUCAAGACCGUCCGAGCCCCAGCCUACGGGUUUCCAGAAGUUCAUGAAAGUUCUUUGCUGCGGUUAA